UUCUUUGUUUAUUUUCCGUGGGGAUGUUUGAGGAUGGCAUGUUGAAGAUCUCUCUAAUAUUGUAUAAUAGAAUAAAGAAAGAAUGUGCUUUGCUAUUCAUGGGUAGUUAUCGCCGAAAUCCUUCUCCACUAUAAGAUGCUAAGGCAAUAUUGUGUAUAAACUGUGCAUUUCUUUUUUGUGGACUCUUAUCUGCCGAGUUAUACCUCUCGAACAUGAAUAUGAAGAAAUCAAGCAGUAACAUAUAGAACCCUAUACUGAUGAUACAAUACUCUUACAGCAACUUGGGUACUCUUUGUUAAAUCUUUAUUAAUGGACCAGGACCAGUCAAUUCUGACCAUUGCAUCGACAAAAAGGCUGACCACACUGAUCAUACACCACAAUGGCCCACUGGCGAAUCAUUCCUCUCACACGAUUGAUUAUUGAUUUUGCCACUGUACUAUACUUUUUGAAUGACAAAAGAUAUUGACAUGUGCACCUUGUUUUUAUUUUGACCUUUCCAAUAGUCAAUGUUAGAGGCAACAGAAGCACAUUUCUGAUCAGUCACACCAUUUUGUCAAAUUUAUGGAUAUACCAUCAUGCCUAAUACAUAAUCUCCAUAUUUUGGAAGUCUACUGUUUAAGAUCCAUAUACAAGGUCUUGAACUUUGUAUGCUAGUCUUCUAUUUUCUGGUUGCUAAUUGUUAAUAUCAAAUACUAUCUAGAAGGUGUCAGCCUUGUAGAUCAAUAGUUAUAAUUUCUUGUCAGUACUUCUUACACUUUUACCUUUAAAGCUUGUAACAGUUAGUGUUUUCAUUGUUCUGCUAAAAUUCUUUCCGACUCUUUUGCUAAUUAAGAAGGAUCAAGAACACAGCGCCUGCCCAAAGAGCAUCUGGUUAGUGAGAUAAUCAAAGAAGUUUAUGCUGUUUACUGUUUGCAUGGAAUGUAUGACAUGCCUUAUUUCGGGAUAUAUUCAUGUCCAUGUCAAUGUCCAUAGCGGAUAUUCAACCGGUCAACAAUUCAGUUUUUGAAUUUGUUUUGAAUUUUUGUUAUUCUUCAGACUUCUCACUCGCUUCAUAGUUAACAAUACAAAAACACACCAGAAGUCAGCCUAGCUGUAAUUUUCCUUUCCAAGUUGUGUUCUAAAUAUGUGCUAAAAUUAAGGAAAUAAAUAAAAUACACAUGACAAAACCAGAUUGACACAUUUUCUCUGAUAACAGGGUAUGUGAGAUAUGCAUUAUAUUAUUUAAGGAACAUGACAAUCAAUCUUGAUAUUAGCUGUGUAGUUUUAUAGAAACUUCUGUGACUAAGCAUGGAUAUAGGCCUCCCAGGAGUUUAUGAAUAUGCAAAACUAAUUAAAUCAGGAAAAAAAAAAUCGUCACCCUAAUAUUUUUUCAAAAUUAUGGUUUACAUCCUCCCUUAUCAUUAAUUGCAUCUUACACCACAUGUUUUCCUAUACAGCUACGUUUUCACAUCUUGUGGUUGAUAUAUGCUAAUCAAAAGGGAAUAUUACCUGGAUAUUCUCUUAAGUGUUUGAAUAUUUCUGUUGAAAGUGUAUUGACAAAAUCUCAAAAUAGCCUCCUUUUUGCACAAUAUUACAUUUUUUCAGCCUCAUUGCCUCACUUUUUUUCCUUCCAACUUUCACCUUCGGUUUCCUUUUUUCUUAAUUAAUAUAACCUAUACUCUUUCUCCUCUUUUACGUUAGUAAAUCAUAUUCAGUAGUAAGUUGCACCCUCCUAUUAACAGUCAGUCAUGGAUGAAUGUAGCAAGCAGUUUUUAUUUGGUAAAUAACUAAUUACAGGGAUUUUUUUUUGAUAUUUUCCAUUUUGAGGGUAUUUUUGUUCACUGACAACUCAUGUUAUAUUACCUUAGGGGUUGUAAAAGCUUCUGGAUUCUAAUAGGAAGGUGCAACAAAACCAUACAAGAGUUGCAUUGUAUGGGGGGUGAUUAUCCAUGAGGGUGUACACAAUUAUUUCGUUGAACAUUAGGGUUCAAAAUGUAAAUUAUCUAUUAAUUUUACACAAUUUUCUGACCAUGAAUUGUAGCCAGCAUCAUGGGGUUGUGACGUUAAAGUUAUGGCAACUACUCAAGGAAUUGCUCAAAUAAAAAAAACGUAGGUGCUGACAGUGUUCAUUUUUUAGAUAUCCAUAUUAACAUUCAGUUUUUGCCAAGGCCUUAGCCAAGUGGUUGUUUUCUUCUUCAUAGUGUAGAAGUGCCUGAGUAUUUUGCUUGGAUAAUUUUUUUAAACAGUGGAUUACCCCCUCUGUUAUCCUCGGAAAAGAAAAGCUGCUACUGAUAGAGGGUAUAAUUGUGGAGAACCUGUAUUGGCUGUGAAUUCUCCACUGAUUUCUGAACCAGCACCAGUGAGUGGACUUAUCUCAACUUCGGAAUCAAAAUUAGGUGGUAUUGCACUGGUCACUUCACAUGUAAGUCAAGCAGUCAUAGGAUCCACCUCAUCAAAAGAAACUAGCAAUGACAUGGAAGAGCAGGCUGCUACAAAGGCACAGGCAGCCUUCCGUGGUUAUCUGGCACGCAGGGCCUUUCGUGCAUUAAAAGGUAUUAUCAGGUUGCAGGCUCUAAUUCGUGGGCAUCUGGUUAGAAGACAAGCUGUUGCAACUCUCCAUGCUAUGGAGGGAAUUGUCAAGUUACAAGCAGUAGCUCGCGGAAGAAGAGUUAGAUGUACCUUUACUGGACUUAAAAUUACUACAGAGUUCAGUCAUGCGAAGACUGUGGAUGCUUGCUCAGCUUCUUCUUAUGUUCCUAUGACCCAGGAAGCUUGGAAAGUGAAAUUUUCAUCAAAUGCAUUUGUAUCGAAGCUUCUUGCGUCAUCACUCCUUGCAAAGUCUCUGCAAAUUCAGUAUGAUAAAGGAGAUCCCAAUUCAGUCUUCAGCUGGUUAGACAGAUGGACAUCCACCAGUUUCUGGCAGCCAAUUUCCAAGUCAAAAAAGGUUAUUGAUUCAAAAGGACAGACAAAUCGGGACAACUGUAAUAUGGGCACUGAAUCUGGCAAAUCAAGGCGCAGUGUACGAACCAAUCCUGCAUCGAACAUAGGAGGUGGUCAAACAAAUGCCAAGUAUGAGCCUGAAAGAACGAAAAGGAACCUGAAAAAGGUGCCUAAUCCUCCUGCUGAAACAGUACAGCAACAUCCACAGUAUGAGGUUGAUAGGGUAAAACGCAACUUGAGAAAGAUGAAAGAUGCAUCUGAGCAACCAGAGGUUGAAACUCAGAAAUCAAAUACACGUUUGAAAAAGGUGGAUAUCAGCUCAUCUGACACCCUAGACCAAGGAAUUGAGGAGUCCAUCGAAAAACCAGAGGAAAAUAUUAAUCCAACACCCAAUGUAAAAGCUGAUACUGAAGCUGCUUUAGUGCCUGUUACAGCUGGACCGGUUGAUGUGCUGAUUGAUGAUAACGAAGACAGCACCCUAGUGGUGAACGGGGAUCUAAGCUUGAUGGAAGAACAGUUCUGCCAUGAAAACCAGAAAACCAGCAAAAGGAGGUCUUCCUUCUCGGCAAAAUCAGAUGCUCCUGUGCUUCCCAGCUAUAUGUCAACAACAGAAUCUGCCAAGGCAAAAUUGCGGGGACAGGUAUCGCCCACUAUUGUAUCGGAGUCAGAUGACAAAAAUGGUUUUAUCCGUCGUCAUUCAUUGCCAUCAGAGAUGAGUUCGUCUAGGACAAAGCGAUUAAUCCAAGCUGGUGGCAAGGGGGAAAUCGGCAGAGAUGUAAAUGACAGGGCAAUUAAGGUAGGAUGGAGGCGAUGAUAUUUGUGUGGCGCAGUGCAGCACGUCUUUUAAAUUUUUUUUUAAAAAUUAAUCGUCACGUGUUAUAUAAACCGUUGUAAACGAUCGGUGUGUGCGGCAUUUGGCCCAUAGGAUGCAUGUAUCGCUUUAGUCGUAAACAUUUGCUUUCUCCUUUG
This is a messenger RNA of Musa acuminata AAA Group (dessert banana), 3888 nucleotides long. RefSeq names its product protein IQ-DOMAIN 31-like. The transcript is spliced from 6 exons. The record is from RefSeq and is a predicted model, not a curated record. Gene Ontology annotation, molecular function: protein binding. Bases 2453 to 3733 code for a protein of 426 amino acids. NCBI's taxonomy places the organism in Eukaryota, Viridiplantae, Streptophyta, Magnoliopsida, Zingiberales, Musaceae.